AUGUCUAACCCCAAAAUCGUCCUGUACGCCGAAGCUCUGACCCACAUCAGACAGUUGACUCUCCAUGCUUCCCUCCAAACCGAAAAGAACGAAGGCACCAAGAUUCUCUUGUCUUCGGACAAGAAGAUCAUCACUGCGCUCCACGAUGGGGAAGCAUCCAGCAUCUAUCUACCGACGCAGAUAUCUGGCACUGCUCAUUUCACGUUCCCAGUCGAGAAGAGGACGGAGAUAUCUACUCGACUGCAAAUUGAUGAUGUCAGUCAGCUGGACUCUACAAAAGAGGACGCUGAUGGCGUGGAGGUCCCGUGGUCUGCAGUCAGCCUGCAGGGAAGUGCUUCAUUGCAUUGCAACCAAUGCGAUGUCUGCAUCCUUUCCGCGUCCAAAGCCAUCAGCUGGAAAGACCUGCCCAGUGAGAACUGGGCAGAGCUGAUGGACUUCUGGUUCUGCCACAAGCCACAUGAGAACGGAGCGCCGUCUGGCGAGCAUGCAGCGGAGGCCAAAGGCUUCUCUGCACGGAGUAAGCUCGCUACGAGCCCGGGAGUGGGCUUUGUGGAUAUUGUUUCGUUUCUGUGCUAUGGAGAGGACUGUAUCAACGUCGAGGAAAUCAAGAACCCUCCCAGAGCCCGUGUCACUACUCUUCAAUGUAGCUCAUGCCAAAGCAGGCUGGGCUCGCGUGCAGAAGGGGAAGACAGCUACAGACUCUACAAGUCAAGGUUGACCCUCGUCAGAGAGCCAGGACAGGCCCCGGAGAGAUAUGCCGCCGCCGUUUUCAUCACGGCGCAGCUUCUGUCCUUGAUUGAAAGCUCCGUUUCGCGCAAGGCGGUCGUGCAUGCUGACAGUCCUGGAGAAGCUGAGUCCGAACCUGCAGGUCUUUUGCUCUGGAUAUUUAACCCGGACAUCUAUUACUCCAGCAGCAAACGUGGUCCGACCGCCCAUCGAGCCAUGAAGGUUUUUUACCAGGCCCUUUCGGACCCAGAGAAAUUCCUGGACACCAACGGAACACAGCAUGAAGAGCUUGUUGUGCCCCCAGAAGACUUUGUGGACUUCAAGAAGACCCUGGAAGAGAGCACUGAGAUCCUCCCAUAUUCGGCGCGAACUUUCCAGGAUUGGAAGGUCGGUCUUCUCGACCGAUGGGAGCAGACAGCUAGUGGGUCGGCACGAAUGGACGAAAAUCCAUUGAAUAAGAAAGUCGAAGAAGGUUUCGAGCUGUUCAAGCUGCCCGCUGGAAUGCAAGAGCUCUACCUCUGA
Molecule: messenger RNA, 1248 nt
Organism: Cladophialophora yegresii CBS 114405
Lineage: Eukaryota; Fungi; Ascomycota; Eurotiomycetes; Chaetothyriales; Herpotrichiellaceae
Exons: 2
Coding region: 1-1248 (415 amino acids)
Biological process (GO): protein autoubiquitination; proteasome-mediated ubiquitin-dependent protein catabolic process; protein monoubiquitination
Cellular component (GO): nucleus; ubiquitin ligase complex; cytosol
Molecular function (GO): ubiquitin protein ligase activity; cyclin binding; ubiquitin conjugating enzyme binding
Source: RefSeq, a predicted model, not a curated record